CCCUACAGAUGUGAAGAAUGUGGCAAGUCCUUUAAUCGAAUAUCACAACUCAGAGUACAUCAGCGAACACAUACUGGAGAGAAACCCUACAGAUGUGAAGAAUGUGGCAAGUCCUUUAAUCGAAUAUCAAAUCUUAGAUCACAUCAGCGAAUACAUACUGGAGAGAAACCCUACAGAUGUGAAGAAUGUGGCAAGUCCUUUAGUCAAAUAUCAAAUCUUAGAGUACAUCAGCAAAUACAUGCUGGAGAGAAACCCUACAGAUGUGAAGAGUGUGGCAAGUCAUUUAGUGAAAGGUCACAUCUUAGAUUACAUCAUCAAAUACAUACUGGAGUAAAACCCUUCAGAUGUGAAGAAUGUGGCAAAUCCUGUAGUCGAAUAUCAAAUCUUAGAGUAUAUCAGCGAACACAUACUGGAGAGAAACCCUACACAUGUGACGGAUGUGGCAAGUCCUUUCGUUAUGUGUCACAUCUUAGAUCACAUCAGCGAAUACAUACUGGAGAGAAACCCUACAGAUGUCAAGGAUGUGGCAAGUCCUUUAAUCAAAUGUCAGAGUGCAUCAGCGAACACAUACUGGAG
Messenger RNA from Nannospalax galili (Upper Galilee mountains blind mole rat), 576 nucleotides. Its product is annotated as zinc finger protein 492-like. Lineage: Eukaryota; Metazoa; Chordata; Mammalia; Rodentia; Spalacidae. The transcript has a single exon. The record is from RefSeq and is a predicted model, not a curated record. Gene Ontology annotation, molecular function: RNA polymerase II cis-regulatory region sequence-specific DNA binding; DNA-binding transcription factor activity, RNA polymerase II-specific. The annotation marks the transcript as partial. Gene Ontology annotation, biological process: regulation of transcription by RNA polymerase II.